Molecule: messenger RNA, 6156 nt
Organism: Myxocyprinus asiaticus (Chinese sucker)
Lineage: Eukaryota; Metazoa; Chordata; Actinopteri; Cypriniformes; Catostomidae
Product: ubiquitin carboxyl-terminal hydrolase 38-like
Exons: 11
Coding region: 197-3250 (1017 amino acids)
Biological process (GO): ubiquitin-dependent protein catabolic process; protein deubiquitination
Cellular component (GO): nucleus; cytosol
Molecular function (GO): cysteine-type deubiquitinase activity; cysteine-type endopeptidase activity
Source: RefSeq, a predicted model, not a curated record
AUGACGUUUGUGUUUCAACAGCUGAUUGAAAGAGGUCGCAGUUUACCAAGAAGCUCGCAACGUUAUUCUGAUAAAAAAAUAAACUACGGCGUUUGUUGUGACUUAUUUCCAGUUCUACACCGAGACAUUUCGGAAUGACUUAGCUUUGUUACAGCUCCAUCUCUUUAACCUUUCUGUGGUGCAAUACAUUCCAAUCAUGGAUAAGAUUUUGGAGGCUCUGGUCAGCUCCUCCCACCCCGUGACUGUCAAGCGGGCCAUAGUGAAAAAAGUGAUGGAGGCUGCGGAAAAGGAGGUGACAGACGAGCAGUGCCAGGCCUUGUACCAUCUCACCACCCGCCUUAUUCUCCUGGGCGAGGAUGCUUUUCAGCGACAGGUUGGCUUACAAGUGCAGGAGGCCUAUGCACGUUACCACCGCGAUGAGUUUGCCCGCUUCUUCAGCAAAGAGUAUGUGUUUGGACUCCUUCAGCAGGGCUACGGCUCUUUGGACCGAAGAGAUCCUGUCAUCUUGGACUUUCUUCACGGCUCCUUACGGUUGCUCAUCAGCUGCCCGGCUGUGUUAGAUCUUGCACCGCAGCUUCAAACAGAGGUCUUGCGCAUCAUAUGUGAGCGGCCAGAACCAGCAAUCUGUGCUAAGUUGGCUAUCAUACUGACGGACUUCCCUCAGUGUGUUCCACGAGAGAAGGCAGGAGUUCUCUUCUGUCAUCAGCUUGUGCGCACAUUCGCAUAUUUCCACUGUCCUGCCACUGAAGAGCGGGAGUUGCGGGAAUAUGUGACCCAGGUGUCCAGGGUGAGCGCACUUCUGCAGGGCAUCUGGAAGUCUGAGCCGACCAUGCUGCUGCCUUCACUGCAGGAAGUGUUUGCCAUCAUCUCCUCCACAGACCCUUCAUUUGAACCCUCAAUUGCUCUAGCAAGCCUGGUUCAGCACAUCCCUCUGCAAAUGAUCACAGUCCUCAUUAAAAGCCUCACCACUGACCAGAACGUCAAAGACGCCAGUAUGACACAAGCACUCUGCAGGAUGAUUGACUGGUUGUCUUGGCCUCUGGCCAAUCAUGUGGACACCUGGGUCAUUGCUUUAUUAAAGGGACUGGCUGCUGUUCAAAAGUUCACCAUCCUCAUAGAUGUCACACUACUCAAAAUUGAGCAGGUCUUUAAUCGUCUCUGGUAUCCCAUUGUGAGACAGGGAGCACUGGUGGUUCUUUCACACAUGCUGCUUAGUUUCCAGCACUCUCCUGAAGCCUUCCACUUAGUAGUUCCCCAUAUAGUCCCACUGGUGCAGUCCUUGAAAAAUGAUGGCCUUUCCAACAGCAAAACCUUUCUUCUGCAGUUCAAAGAACUCAUCCACUGCAUGAUGUACCAAUAUUCUGGCUUUCCAGAUCUCUAUGACAGCAUUCUUGAAUCCAUUAAAGACCUACCUACACCUAGUGUGGAAAAAAUCAAAUUUGUUCUCAACCAAAGUGCCUGGACCUCACAGUCAAACUCAAUUGCCUCAGGUCUGCUCAAGCUCACAGGCAAAUCAGAAACAGGGAAGACAGGACUUGUGAAUCUGGGCAACACAUGCUACAUGAACAGCAUCAUCCAGAUGUUAUUCAUGGCUACAGAUUUCAGACGACAUGUUCUGUCACUGCCUUUGAAUGGCAGCAACACUCUUAUGAAGAAGCUUCAGCUUUUGUUUGCCUUCUUAGGCCACACACAGAGAGCAGCAUAUUCACCAAGGAGUUUCUUGGAGGUUUCUCGACCACCCUGGUUUACUGCUGGAUCUCAGCAAGACUGCUCAGAGUACUUGCGAUUUCUGUUGGACAGGUUGCAUGAGGAAGAGAAGACCCUCUCAGCCCUUCAGGUGACCAGCCCAAAACCUGCACCUGCACCCCCUUCUGCUGAAAUUGUUCACAAUGCUGUAAGUCAGCAGGUUGCUGAUGCCCCAUCAUACUCAGAUCCUGUAAUAGCAGAGGAAGACGGUCGCACUCUAGUGGAGCGUAUGUUCGGUGGUAGACUCUCUACAGCCAUUCGUUGCCUGCAGUGCUGCAGCCUAUCAGAAAAAGAGGAACCAUUUACAGACCUCUCCCUUGCCUUCUGCCCCUCUAUGUCACAGCCACAGGGCCCCACUGAUGAACACAAAGGCUCCUCCACUGUGGGGCCCUGCCAAGGGGCAGUGAAUGGAGGCAGUGAAUGCUCUGAGGGCUCUUUAAAAGAAGGCGCAGGAACAAGGAUGGAAAGGCCAAUGGUGGAGCCCACCCUGACUGUGCCAGAUUUAGUGGACUAUUUUCUGGCUCCAGAAAUCCUGGAAAACGACAACUGCUACUUCUGUGAAUGCUGCGGCUCGCUGCAGAGGGCUGAGAAGGUCAUGCGAGUGGUGGAAGCACCUGAGUAUCUUAUUCUGACUCUGCUACGCUUCUCGUAUGACGCCACAUGCCACGUGCGUCGGAAGAUCCUGGACAAUGUAGGCAUCCCGCUGCACAUGUGCCUGCCUCUAUGCCAACAUGGUAGCCCUGCUUCAUCAUCUUCCUCAACUUCAGCUGCAUCCUCCUCACCGGACUCCCCUGAAAGUGGUGAGAAUCUAGCCAAGAAGCUCAAGCCUUCUCAGAAAGAGGAGGGGGUAACAGACAGCAGGACUAAAAUUGAGAAAAACUGCUGCGAUUCGGAGGUGCUGUCAGUGCCGUAUGUUUUGAGUUCCGUUGUGAUGCAUUCUGGUAUGUCCUCCGAGAGUGGUCACUACUACUCAUAUGGAAGGAAUGUGAGUAGUACUGAUGGUUUUGUAGCUCAGCCGUGUCCUAAGACUCUAGGAAACUCCAGCCUAUCUGAGGUCUCGACAGCCCCUCAGGAAGACAUGGGGUGUGCUGACCGCAAGUCAGUGGACUGGUUCUUGUUUAAUGACAGCCGAGUGACUUUUACAAACUUUCAGUCAUUGCAGAAUGUCACAAGUCACUUCCCUAAGGACACAGCCUAUGUCCUGAUCUAUAGGAAACAAGAAGUAAGUGGACAACCUAGCAAUGCAGGACCAGUCAUAAAUGGCUCAAGACUGAGUGGAGAGCCACCCUUGCAGAAAGAGCUGAUGGAUGCCAUAACCAAAGACAACAAACUCUUCUUACAGGAGCAGGAGCUUAAUGCUAGAACUCGGGCUCUCCAAGCGACCUCAGCUUCCUGCUCAUUUCGGCCCAAUGGUUCUGAUGACAAUGAGCCUCCUGGCAGCUGUGGACCCUCAGGUGGGGGUGGAGGUGGGGGCUUCAAUACCAUCAGCAGACUCGUCUUCUAAAAAAAGAGUCAUAGACAUACCCUCAGAGCACUGGACAGUCUCACUGACCACACUGGACAUUUCAUGUCUUAAUUGCCCACAAUUUGGAUAAGUGUGCCAUCUCAGAACAGAUUAGUCUUAAUUUUUCUGGUUUGCAUGCAUUUUUCUCUUUAUAUCUAAUUAUUUGUUGAUUUUACAUUAUGUGGAGCACUUUCAAUACUACUGGUCUGAAACAGUCAUGCAAUAAAUUUGUACAGUAAUGAUUUUGGUCUUAUUUUGGAAUCUUAAUGGUUCCAUUUCUACACAAAAAUUCAUUAUAGGAAAAUAAAAUAUUUUUGGAUCAAACUAUACAAAGAACUAUUUGCAUGAAUAUUUUUUUGGACGUUCUCCAGUUUUGGUUUGGGAAUUGUGAAUUACAGUUACAGCUAUUUUUUAAUAAAAUUUCAGGGAAAUAUUUUUUUUUUUUUUUUUUUUUACUUUUACAUUUUACAAUUUACAUUUUAGCUGAUUUUAUGUGCCUUUUAAUACUUAAGAUUAUACAGAAUUAUUUGACUGGAUAGAAGAAAAAAAUACUUUGAUCUUGUUGUACAGUUUUAAAAUGUAAUUAUGAUGUUUUGCCCUAUAGUAAAGACAUAUCAUUGAACAGUGUCUAAUUUUAUCAUCGAAGAUGAAUAUAUUGUUUUAAUUAGUCAUAGUCACUAUCACAAAACAUUUGUAAUGUUUGGCUUAAAUCAAACAUGUAAUUUCAGUAUAAAAAAAGCUCACUAAUAUAUUAAAAACCUAAGAUUCAUAUAAUAUCAUGAUGGCGCCGCGGACGGCCGCCUCGGUGUGGAGCGCUUCUAUUGUUUUGCUGUUUUUGUUUGUUUGUCCUGUGUUUAGUAAUCUUUUUUUCAGUCAGUUUUACCAGAGAAGAACUGCUGAACAUUCGACCGCAUACACCAGUAAAUCUUUUCCCGGAUUUUGAAUAUUCAGACGUUUUGUUUGACAUUUUAGUCAGAGGCGCGGCUGUGUUGUUUAAACGCGCUAUGAGAUGCAGGCGAGGGAGACGAGCAGGCGCGCUGGUCAAACUCCGUCGGCGGGGCUUUCGAACAAUGCUGCCGAGCAUUCAUCUUGCGAAUCUCCGCUCUCUUCCUAACAAAAUGGACGAACUACAUCUCCUCACCCGCACAAACAAGGACUUCUCAAACUCCGCUUCCUUGUGCUUCACAGAAAUCUGGCUGAGUGAAGCCAUUCCGGACAGCGCGUUACAUCUGCCGGGCUUUCAGCUGUUCAGAGCGGAUCGCAUCACGGAGUUAACGGGAAAACGAGAGGCGGUGGAACAUGCUUUUAUAUCAGUGAAAGUUGGUGUACAGAUGUAACAACGUUAAAGAUGUGCUGUCCUAAUUUGGAAGCACUCUUUAUUAACUAUAAGCCGUUCUACUCGCCACAGGAGUUUUCCUCGUUUAUUCUGGUGAGUGUGUGUAUAUCGCGCCAAACGCGUGUUUGAACACAGCGCUGCAACAGCAGGCUGAUCAGAUCACAGACACGGAACAACAAUACCUGGACUCAGUUAUUAUUAUUCUUGGGGAUUUUAACAAAGCAAAUCUCACACGUGAACUGCCCAAAUACAGACAACACAUUACAUGCCCAACCAGAGACAGAAAUAUACUGGAUCAUUGUUACACAACAAUAAAGGAUGCAUAUUGCUCUGUUCCUAGAGCAGCUUUGGGACUCUCUGAUCACUGUCUGGUUCAUCUUCCAACCUACAGACAGAAAUUAAAAUCUGCUAAACCUGUAUUAAGGACUGUAAAGAGAUGGACCAACGAAGCAGAGCUGGAACUACAAGCCUGCUUUGACUGCACUGAUUGGAGUGUUUUUGAGGCUGCAGACACCAAUCUGGACAAGCUCACAGAUACUGUUACAUCAUAUAUCAGUUUUUGUGAGGAUAUGUGCAUUCCAGAUAGGACUUAUUUAACAACGACAAACCAUGGUUUACAGCGGAACUCAGGCAGCUUCGUCAGGCCAAAGAGGAUACUUACAGAGUUGGGGAUAAAGUCUUGUACAAUCAGGCCAGGAACACACUGAAUAAGGGAAUCAGAGUGGCUGAAAGAAGAUACUCUGAGAAGCUGAAAAACAAGUUUCAGCUAAUGACCCUGCAUCAGUGUGGAGUGGCAUGAAACAACUUACGAAUUACAGGACUCCUGCCCUCAACCCUGUGGUGGACCAACAACUGGCUGACAACCUGAAUGUGUUCUACACAUUUGAAAGACCCAAUCUCACACCCCACACCCAUUCUGACCUUCACUUCACACAAACACCAACACCUCCUGCAACCCCCCUCCUCCCUCCUCCUGCUACUCAACCUGCACUUAAGAUCUGUGAAGAUGAUGUGAGCCACGUCUUUCGACAACAAAGGAUAAGGAAAGCACAGGCCCCAGAUGGCGUUUCACCUGCAUGUCUUAGAUCCUGUGCUAACUAUUUGGCCCCCAUCUUCACACAGAUCUUCAAUAGAUCACUGGAGCAGUGUGAAGUUCCAUGCUGCUUCAAACGAUCCACUAUCACCCCUAUCCCAAAGAAACCAAAAAUCACAGGACUUAAUGACUACAGACCUGUCGCCCUGAUGUCUGUUGUCAUGAAAUCAUUUGAGAGACUGGUGUUGGCCCACCUGAAGAACAUUACUGGACCCUUUCUAGAUCCCCUUCAGUUUGCUUAUUGAGCAAACAGGUCUGUGGAUGAUGCAGUCAACAUGGGAUUGCAUCAUAUCCUGCAACAUCUGGACAGACCAGGGACAUAUGCAAGGAUCCUUUUUGUGGACUUCAGUUCAGCUUUCAACACCAUCAUCCCAGCUAUUCUCCGGAAUAAAUUACACCAACUCUCUGUUCCCAUGUCUAUCUGUCAGUGGAUCACCAGCUUUCUGACGGACAGGUAGCAGCUUGUGAGACUGGGGA